CGAAAAACGGGUUCUAGCUAAAAAGCUGUUAUUUUUUGGCUUUAACUUUUUUUGCCUUGCCUCUUUUCUCGCCAAGGUUUCUUAUUAUUUUUGCUAACCUUGAUUUCGAUUUAUUACUUUUCUUCUACUACUUCCGAUUGUCGAUAUUUACCAGCGACAAGAUAAUAAAACGGGAAGUAAUAAAAAGAAAGAAGAUUGGAAAUAGUUUGUACGACUCGGAGCUAUUUCUAAAGGUACACAGCAUUUGGAAGUACCUACCUACCUAGUCGGUGACGACAACUACGACGAUCUACUAUCCCACCCCACGAAACGAAACACUUGGCGAAAGACAAAAAGAAACUCGGUAUCGUGAGGGGACUCAGUAUUACGAGUAAAAAAGACAUUGCUUUAUCGAGCUUAUACGAAAGUUACGGGAUCGAGCGAACGAUUAUAAUCUAGUUGAGCGGUCUAGCGAAAAAGAGAAGUGAGCAAGUGGAAAACCAGAAAGAAAACAGAAAUCAUGUCGAAACGAACCAACAGCGCCAGCAAUGGCUCUGCGCCGAAGACAGGUGUUACUGAAGAGCCUUCAUACAACAAGCAGAAGGACCUCCUCUCUUCGUCCACGGGACACUUUUCGCUGCUCAAGGCGUUACAUAUGGCGGAUUAUAUUACUGAAUUGAACGGCUUCUGCGGCAUCAUGUCCGUCUUCUCAUCGUUACGGUACUGCCUUGGCGACCCCGCAGACAAGAACAACCUCUACCUGGCCCUAGCUUUCCUACCUUUUGGUCUAUUCUUCGACUUCAUGGACGGUCGCGUCGCGAGGUGGCGCAAGAAGAGCAGUAUGAUGGGACAAGAACUAGAUUCAUUAGCUGACUUGAUCUCCUUUGGUCUCGCCCCCGCCUGCGUAGCCUUCAGCAUCGGCCUCCGUACAACCCUCGACCACAUCCUCCUCGCCGUCUUUGUGCUCUGCGGUCUAACCCGCCUAGCGCGGUUCAACGUCACCGCGUCAAGCGGCGCCGUACCCAAGGACGCAGCCGGCAAAGCCGCGUACUUUGAAGGCACGCCCAUUCCCACGACCCUCGGCAUCGAUGCGCUGAUGGCUUGGUGGGUAAGCCGCGGUUGGGUUUUGGAUCAGGUACCCGGUGGUGUGUGGUUUGCGGGUUCGGCGCUGGAGGUACAUCCGAUCGUGGGUUUGUUCCUUGUGCAUGGGUGUCUGAUGUGCAGUAAGAGUUUGCAUGUUCCCAAGCCCUAGUCUGCUCUGUUAUAUCUACUGAACGGCAGGGAAGCAUGGGGUAAGAAAGGGACACGAGGGUGCAGAUGUUAGAUCUGGUUAUGUUUUAUGUUCUUAGUAAUGAGUUUUGCAUGCAGCGGGUGUGGUGAUUUCUAUUCUGAGGUGGGUUGGUGAGUGGGUGGAUAUACGUGUCUUCCAGGCGGAUAGUCAUAGAAAAGGCAACGAAAAACAGCGUUAGAGAAACAGAAUACACCAGCGAUGAAAUGAGAUGAUGGGUUUGGGGAGCACUUGUGGUUGAAUUCAGUAUAUGAGCAUAGCAUAACAUAGGAUCGUUGGUGAUUCAUAUAGCAUACACGGGGAAUGAAAUUACCCAGCUCUUAUUCAAUGUUUGGAGUAUGACACUUUGCUAUUCAAUGGAUCACAUGCGUAGACGGGAAGGUGAAAGA
This is a messenger RNA of Hypoxylon trugodes, 1656 nucleotides long. Its product is annotated as CDP-diacylglycerol--serine O-phosphatidyltransferase. Lineage: Eukaryota; Fungi; Ascomycota; Sordariomycetes; Xylariales; Hypoxylaceae. The transcript has 4 exons. The coding region runs from base 500 to 1231 and encodes 243 amino acids. The record is from RefSeq and is a predicted model, not a curated record. Gene Ontology annotation, cellular component: membrane. Gene Ontology annotation, biological process: phospholipid biosynthetic process. Gene Ontology annotation, molecular function: phosphotransferase activity, for other substituted phosphate groups.